AAUUGGGAUCUGUAGUGGCUCUGUGUUGAAUGGUCAGUCGCAGAGAGAAGCGUUUUGUCUGAAGCCGUGACUGUAAAGUAGGCUUUGCUAUUUUGGGUUAGUCAGUCAAAGAGUGUCUUCAGACAGCGGGAGACAGAUACGCGCGCGCACAGGCUCUCCAGACGGAGGUUGUGCUUCCAGUCUCUUGAUACGCGCAACAGAUUUCUCCUUAGUGACAGAGGGGUAUGCGCUUUUGCAUUUAAUGUCAUUGCUUGUUUUAGGCACUUGCGCUCUAUUAAUUUUUCAAGACCUGUUUGUCACGCCGGAACCUUUUGAGAAGACGCUUUUCCUUCGGAUUUGGAGAUGCUUUUGAGACAAUAACAACGCAUGCAAAGGAUUGAGACAGCUCAACAAAGGAAGCGACAAUCAUCUUGAGAGUUUAUUUCAGUGCCUGUCGGAACCCAACAUGGAUACCAGCAAGGGCACAGUGUUUUGUGCCACUUUACUCAAACUUGCUGUGCUCGCGACAUUGGGGCUGUACGUCUCGGCUAAAACUCUGAAAUACCAAGUUCACGAAGAGCAGAAGGUGGGUACAGUAAUCGCCAGACUUCGAGAAGAUGUCGCUGAUGUUUUGUCCAAACUUCCGAGCACGAUUCCGUUACGCUUUAGAGCCAUGCAGCGCGGCAGCGCGUCUCUUCUCUCCGUGCGCGACCAGGAUGGAGAGAUCAGCAUCAGGACCAAAAUUGACCGCGAGAAACUGUGCGAGAAGAAUCUCAACUGCACUAUCGAAUUUGAUGUCCUCACCCUCCCAACGGAGCACCUACAGCUGUUCCACAUCGAAGUGGAAAUUUUGGACAUUAACGACAAUGCGCCCCAGUUCGCGCGCCCCGUUAUUCCCAUAGAAAUUUCAGAAACCGCCGCCGUGGGGACGCGCAUUCCCCUUGACAGCGCCACCGACCCAGACGUCGGAGAGAACUCACUGAACACAUACUCUCUGACCCCGUCUGACUUCUUUAUGAUAGAUAUUCUAUCCAGAACCGAUGGCGCCAAGUACGCGGAGCUCGUUGUGCUUAAAGAGCUGGAUAGAGAGGUGAGAGCAAGCUAUGAACUCCAGCUCACCGCCUCAGACAGGGGCGUUCCCCCAAAAUUUGGAACAACGCUCCUGAAAAUCAGCAUAGCUGACUCAAACGACAACAAUCCGGUGUUCGAGAAGCCAUCUUAUGUGAUCAACUUGCUUGAAAAUUCCUCUUUAGGCAGUUUGCUUAUUGAUCUGAAUGCCACUGACCCAGAUGAAGGGACCAAUGGUAAAAUUGUAUAUUCUUUUAGCAGUCACGUGUCACCUAAAAUUCUAGAGACUUUUAAGAUUAAUUCUGAUAAUGGUCAUUUGACACUAAUGAGGAAAGUUGACUUUGAAAGCACAAAUUCGUUUGACAUAGAUGUUCAAGCUCAAGACAUGGGCCCUAACUCAAUGCCAGCACACUGUAAAGUCAUAAUAAAAGUGGUGGACGUGAAUGACAACAAACCUGACAUUAGCAUCAAUUUGAUGUCCACUGGGAACGAGGAAAUAGCUUAUAUAUCAGAGACGGCUCCUGUAGAUACAUUUGUGGCUCUGGUGAGGGUAGAUGACCUGGACUCUGGGUUGAAUGGAGAGGUGGAUUGCCAUCUCCAUGGCCAGGGUCAUUUCAGGCUGCAAAAGACAUAUGAGAAGAACUACAUGAUCCUUACAAAUGUCACUCUGGACCGAGAGAAGAGGUCUGAGUACAGCUUGACCGUUAUAGCUGAAGACAAAGGCUCUCCAAGUCUAUCAACCUUCAAACACUUCACUGUGCAGGUCCAGGAUGAGAAUGACAAUGCGCCGAAGUUUGAGAAGAGCAGGUAUGAGAUUUCCAAGGCGGAGAACAACUCACCAGGAGCUUAUCUGUCAUCUGUGAGGGCCUCAGAUCCAGACCUGGGCCCGAAUGGUCAAGUGAGUUACUCUAUACUUGAAAGUACAGUCCAUGGGAGCUCCAUCUCCACGUAUGUAACUAUUGACCCCUCGAAUGGAGACAUUUAUGCGCUACGUACUUUUGAUCGUGAAGACGUGAGUCAGAUCUCGUUCUUAGUCCAGGCCCGGGAUUCUGGAAGUCUUCCACUGUGUAGUAAUGUGACCAUCGUGUUGACCAUCUUGGAUGAGAACGACAACAGGCCAGUCAUCAUGAUGCCUCAGCUGUGGAACCACACAGCUGAUGUUCCAGUAUCCAAAUACGCAGAGAUCGGAGAUGUUUUAACUGUAGUCCGCGCGAUAGACCGUGAUGCUGGCACCAACGGUGACCUGUCAUGUUCUGUAGUAGGGGGCAAUGAGGCAGGUUACUUUGCCAUGGAUGCUAAAACAUGUGAAAUUCGGACCAACGUCAGCAUGCAGGACGUCCCACAGGAUCACGUGGAGCUGACCGUGCUCGUGCAGGACCAUGGUGCUCAACCCCUCAGCGCCAGAGCCCUACUAAGACUUUCACUUUAUGAAAACAUUGAGAAUCACAUGAAUCCCCAUCUGACAGGUGGAGGAACUGGAGACGGCACUCUAGACGUGUCCAUGAUCAUCAUCAUCUCCCUUGGGGCGAUCUGCGCCAUACUGCUCCUCAUCAUGGUGGCCUUUGCCCUUCACUGCUCACGCGAAAAGAAGGACACUCGCUCAUACAACUGCAGGGUGGCUGAGUCUACUUAUCAACAGCACCCUAAAAAACCCUCACGUCAGAUCCAUAAGGGCGACAUCACCCUGGUGCCCACCGUCAAUGGGACCCUCCCAAUCCGUGCACAUCAUCACUCACCAACCUCCUCACCCGGACCUGAACGGGCCCACAUGGGCAGCCGGCAGAGCCAACACAGCCGCCAAUCACUGAACAGCUUGGUCACUAUUUCCUCCAAUCACAUCCCUGAGAACUUCGCCCUGGAAAUGACACAUGCCACGCCCCCUGUGGAGCAAGUCUCACAGCUCCUCUCAAUACUCCAUCAGGGUCAGUAUCAGCCGCGGCCAAGCUUCAGAGGGAACAAAUACUCUCGCAGCUACAGGUACGCCCUCCAGGACAUGGAUAAGUUCAGUCUAAAAGAUAGUGGGCGUGGCGACAGUGAUGCGGGCGACAGCGACUGCGAGAUGGGCCGUGAUUCGCCCAUCGACCGGUUGCUAGGCGACGGCUUCGGAGACCUCUUCCACAGCGACGGACACCACCGUCUCCACCCAGUCAUGAAAUUGUGUACGGAGGAGUGCCGUGUGUUGGGUCACUCUGACCAGUGCUGGAUGCCAUCUCAGGCGUCUUCGGAUUACCGUGUGAACAUGUACAUCCCUGGAGAAGAGAGCAGGCCUCAAGUCCUCGAGGAGGAUCAACAGUCAGUCGACUCAGCUAAGAAGAGCUUUUCUACCUUUGGAAAGGACAACGAGGAGGAAUGCGGCGGUUCGCUGCUGUCAGAAAUGAACAACGUCUUCCAACGUCUCCUGCCAACUUCUUACGCUGAGGUCAAUGAGAACGAAGGAUGCACUGGCCAUCCCACUUCCUCCAUCGGCAUGGAGAUCAGAAAGGGCUUCCUGCCGGGUAAGGUGUCAUCUACAGCUCCCUCCUACCCGCAAGGUGUUGCUAUUUGGGCGGCCAAUACUCACUUUCAAAAUCCUGGCAGUGCCGUGACGAGCGGACACGGCUCGACCAAUCACGCAACAUCACAGGCACAUUUAAAAUGGCUGCCGGCGAUGGAGGAGAUCCCAGAGAACUACGAAGAGGACGACUUAGAGAGCGUGCUCAGCCAGCGGCAGGGAAAACGCAACGACAUGAGACACGAAGUUGUCGACGCUAGCGAACUGGUUGCCGAAAUUAACAAAUUACUUCAGGACGUACGCCAGAGCUAAACAAGAAUCUGUUAAAGAACAUUUCCCUGUCUCUUUCUUUUUCGUUCACUUUAUUUUUGUAGAGUGAACUAAUCAUUUAAAGGAGGAGAGAGGGAGAGAGUUCAGCGCUGUAGCCUUGAUUGAGUCGCAUGUGGAAGCAUUUCGGUUAAUAUUGUUUACUUGGUAUGACUUUUUUGGUCUUUUCGUACAAAAGUGAACACAAUGUGAUUGUAAACACCUUUUAUGUGUUUUUUUUUUUUUUUUUUUUUUUUUACUCCGUAUUUAUAUAUGUGUAUAUAUGUGUUUGUACAGAAAGCAAUACAAAUGUCUAUUUUUAUACAGUAUUUCACUGCAUGUAUCUAAAAUUAAACCAAGAUUUGUUUGUAUACUUGAAAAUGUUUAAUGUGUGUUUGAGCGUGUGUGAGUGUGCGUAAGAAUGUUUUAAUCGAUACAGAUUUCACAGUGUAUACAAACUAUUGUUGGUGGUCCAGUUCUCUGUUAUCAUUAUUGUGACAACUGAAAUACUCUUACCAGAAUGGUUCUCUUUCCAUGGUUUAUCAAUUACUGUGAAAUAUUUCUUGGGACCUUAUAAGGAUUUUUCUCUUUGUCAGCAGAUCUUUCUGUUACAAUUUUUCAAUAAUGUUGCAUUAAAAACAUUCAUUUGGAGAAA
Molecule: messenger RNA, 4499 nt
Organism: Carassius gibelio (silver crucian carp)
Lineage: Eukaryota; Metazoa; Chordata; Actinopteri; Cypriniformes; Cyprinidae
Product: protocadherin-18
Exons: 4
Coding region: 446-3850 (1134 amino acids)
Biological process (GO): homophilic cell-cell adhesion
Cellular component (GO): plasma membrane
Molecular function (GO): calcium ion binding
Source: RefSeq, a predicted model, not a curated record